AUGGGUAAAGGAACGGACAAGCUUUACAUCACCCACUCCGAGUGGGCAUCUGAAGAUGCAUUCUCAGCCAGCGCGGGCGCUGGCGUUGCCAGGGCCAGAAAUGGAGGCCCUCACGCGGCAUUCAAACGCUUGCCAUUCAAUUUCUGCUCCCUCUCCCUUCAGCCAUUUGCGCAUCCGGUCUGCACACCCACGGGAACUAUCUUCGAUCUCACAAACAUCCUGCCGUGGAUUAAGAAGCAUGGGACGAAUCCGGUGGAUGGGUCGCCGCUGAAAAGCUCCGACUUGAUCAAGCUCACCAUCGCGAAGAACGAGGAGGGCGAUUACGUCGACCCGGUUACCUACAAGGUCUUGACGGAUAAUACACACAUUGUCGCUCUGCGCAAUACGGGAAAUGUGUUCUCGUGGGAUACGGUUGAUCGGCUAAACAUCAAGGGGAAGCUCUGGCGCGAUCUCGUCACUGACGAGGAGUUCAGCCGCAAGGAUAUCAUUACCCUGCAGGACCCGCAGAAUAUCGAGUCUCGCAACCUCAGUUCGUUCAAUUACUUGAAGGAAGGAGAAACCGAGAUUCUGGAGGAAAACCAGGCGUCGGGCAGUGUUAAUACGAAUGCGCUGGGGAGUUCGGCCAAGAUCUUAAAGGCGAAGGAGGCAGUGGCCAAAGCACGUGCGGAGCGCGCACAGCAGCAGGCUGGCCCUGCUGGCUCUAAAGCGGUUUCCAAGUCUGGCUCGGGCUCAGCUACCUCCAAAUCGGGACAGGCCCAGCCGGGGAAGCCUACACCCUAUAACGCUGCACGAUUCACGACGGGCAAGGCUGCCGCCUCAUUCACCAGCACAGGAUUGACACCUCAUACAUCGGCAGAAUUGGCACUCCUAUCCGAGGAGGAGUAUAUGCUCAAACGGGGUAGGGUCAAGGGCAAAGGCUACGCGCGGAUCGAUACCACUGGCGGGCACCUGAACGUGGAGCUAUAUCCCGAAUAUGCACCCAAGGCCGUGUGGAAUUUCAUCCAGCUUGCCAAGAAGGGAUACUACAAAGAUGUCACCUUCCAUCGCAAUAUCAAAGGAUUCAUGAUCCAAGGCGGUGAUCCCACCGGCACCGGACGAGGUGGCGAGAGUGUUUGGGGCAAGUACUUUGCCGACGAGUUUGAAGGACCCCUGAAGCACGACGCGCGAGGCACGCUGAGCAUGGCCAACAAGGGAAAGAACACGAACAGCAGUCAAUUCUUCUUCGCCUACCGAGCUUUACCUCAUCUCGACCGAAAACACACGGUCUUUGGGCGACUCAUCGACGACCCGACUCCUUCAUCCGCCACACUCAACAGGCUGGAAACCAACCCCGUUGAAUCAUCAACUAAUCGACCUACCCCCGAGAUCCGCAUCAAGGAUGUCACGGUGUUUGUCGAUCCCUUCGAGGAUUUUCUCAAGCAGAAACGCGCAGAGGACACACAGGAUCCGGCGGCCUCAACGGUCGACGAUAGCGAGGCGUCUCGUCGCAUGGACGACGAUCGGGUCACCUGGACCGGGAAGCGCGUCCGUGGACACGGUGCAAACACGGACGGUGAAUCCAUCGGUGUUGGCAAAUACCUAAAAGCUGCGCUGGCCGAUCGUGAAGAAGACGAGAUCAUGGAAUUUGUGGACGAGCCUGAACCCGAGCCUGCUCGCAAGAAGGCUAAGGGUACUGGGGGCUUCGGAGACUUUAGCUCCUGGUAG
Molecule: messenger RNA, 1704 nt
Organism: Penicillium cinerascens
Lineage: Eukaryota; Fungi; Ascomycota; Eurotiomycetes; Eurotiales; Aspergillaceae
Product: PPIL2 family peptidylprolyl isomerase
Exons: 4
Coding region: 1-1704 (567 amino acids)
Biological process (GO): protein folding; protein polyubiquitination; protein peptidyl-prolyl isomerization
Cellular component (GO): catalytic step 2 spliceosome
Molecular function (GO): ubiquitin-ubiquitin ligase activity; peptidyl-prolyl cis-trans isomerase activity
Source: RefSeq, a predicted model, not a curated record